CAAAGUACAGCGAGGCUGGACUUCCUGUGUGGAUGUCACAUGACCAAAUUGGAGUCGUAUGAUGUGAGUUUUCCUGUUUGGGGGUACUAGCGGUUACAGAGGGACGCUGUACUCCCUGGAAACGCUUCUGUCCGGUGGGCCACACACACCAUGCUCCUAGCAGCUCCACCUUCAGGUGACCCUCCCCGCGCUCAGGUUCGGUGAUCCUCCGUAAAGCGCCAUGGCCUCCGAGCAGCACACCGGCCGCCUCUCCCAGCCCAGUGCAGAGUACUUCUUAUGGGACUAUCGCCUCCAGCUCAUCGGCCUUGGCUUCUGCUUCUAUACUGCAGUGUUCCUCUUCUGUCACCUCCUCUCUGUGUCUCUGUGCCAGACCUACAAGUCCCUGCUGGCCAAAGAAAAGGUUUUUUGGAACCUUGCUGCCACCCGGGCAGUGUUUGGGAUCCAGAGUACAGUAGCCGGUCUCCGGGCCCUCACUGAAGACUCCUCAAUCACCAAAGACAAAGUGAGGGGCCAGGAAGACUGGUCAUGGUUUAACGUGCUCACAGCCACAGGCUUUUUUGCAUUUGAGAAUGUUGCACUUCACGCCUCCAGUGUGGUGUUUUGGUCAUUCGACCUCCCACUGGCCACGCACCAUUUCUUCGCCCUGUCGGGAUACGUGGGGGCGGUGGUGUGGGAUUCCCUGGGCCACUUCCUGCCCAUGGUCACCCUCCUGCUGGAGAUGAGCACGCCAUUCACCUGUAUAUCCUGGAUGCUGCUGAAGGCUGGCUGGGCAUGCACUCUGUUCUGGAAAGCCAACCAGUGGGUGAUGAUUCACAUGUUUCACUGUCGAAUGGUACUCACUUACUACAUGUGGUGGGUAACCUUGAUCCACCGGGUGGAGCUGUGGACCCAUGCGCCCCUGCCCCCGCUAAUACUCUUCUUCACCGGCCUCACUCUGCUCACACUUAUCCUCAACCCCAUAUGGACCCACAAGAAGACAAUGCAGCUUCUUAAUCCUGUGGACUGGAACUUUGGCAACAAGGCGAUCCCACUAAACGGCACCACCGACGGUCAGCCUGAGGCUUCUGGAAAACCUCAUGCCAGUUAAGGAGUAUCAUCGGUGUCGUUUCCUGUUUCAGUUAUGGCUUUUUAUUUUAUUAUUUGAGACUGAGUGGGAGCUGACUUUUGAUGGAUGCUUGUUUUAAAUUCUACGUUUGUUAGACUGGGACUUCUUUUUAAGCCCCUUGGGCUCUCUAGUCCUUUGUUCUGUAACGCAUCUUUUCCUCUAGCACCACCUCAGCUCAACUCUACUCAGUUUUUACAAUUGGGUAGUACCUCAAUGUGGGCGGGGUCAUCAUAGCAAGGUGGGCAGAAAGUCCCAGUCUGCGUUUUCUUGUCAGACUUUGGGUAAAAGAAGUUUGUGUCUCCAUUUCCUUCGUUGUUGGGUUUGAAAAAUGGCAAAUUUGAUUCUUGUGAAGGAGUCGCUCUCAUAACUCAUCCAGUGACAUCACUCCCUGGCCAAUCGGUGGCAUGAAGUCUCCCAAUGUCACAUUUUUGGUCUGACUCAGCUCCUCACAAACUCACCUAAUGGAAACCCUUUAAACUAAGUAAUUGAGUUGUGUAGGUGCUAGUGGAAAAAGGGCAUAAAGAGACUUGGCUCCUGACAAAGGUUUACAUAUGAUCACAACAGAGUGUGAAACAGAAUCUUUCACUGCACAGCUUUUAUUUCGAUUUCGUUUUAUUUCAGGACUCUGGUAUUACUGUCUGGGUUUUUCCAGGCUCAUAACAGGACUUUGUGGUUCAUUAUACACACAAGUAUUAUCGAUGCAGCAAAGAGUUGGCAAUGGUGCGAUUUCACACCUUUUAACAAGUGUUGCAAGUAUCCACUUUUAAAGUAAUAAAUUACUUUUUUUCAGUAUAAAAUAUGUAUGAGAGCAGCUCCUGCAUUAAAAAUCAGUAAGUUUAAGAUCAACAAAAGCUUUAAUAAGCAAAAUCUGCUUUGAGAUAAAGACCAGAAUUAAACUGGACUCAAAUAUGAGUUGGGAGUAGAUGUUGUCGGCCCACAGCUGUUUCUAUUGUGUACAUAUUGACAGUGAAAUUUGCUCCAUCUGUUUAGGGAAGUGUGAGGUGAGCGUGAAGUGUCUCUAAAUCAAAGCACUGUGAACUCCAGAGUGGACCCUUUGUUACACAGCUCUGCUGCCUGAGUGGGGUAAAACUGGAUCAUGUUUGAGGAUGACCUCUCAUAGGUUUACUCAUUGAAGUUAUUAGAUACGAAGUGUUGAUCAGAUUGGUGUGUUUGGACUGCAUCAGCAGAGAAACAAGCAUGUAUCAUGGCGGAGUUACACUGAGUCACAGCAGUCCGCUUCACAAAGGCUUAACUGUGCUGAAAAAAUACUGAACUAGUGCUUACACUAAGCAAACCUCUGACCCUGAUAAUUGUGGUUUAAACUGGUGCAGCCCUGCAGCCCAUCUUUAUUUAUGGUGUAUUCUAAAAUCCACUGAGUUUUAUUUUAUGUGUGUGGGAUUUUUAUAAAAACAUACUAAUGGCGAUUGUGUGUGUUCCUGUAUUUAAACCAUAGGAAAGGUUUUAUUUGUCUUUCGCUGCAAAUGUUCAACUUCUCCACAAUAUCCCACUUUAACAGCUCUGCUUUUAGUUCUCAUUAACAGAAUAGCCCUGUGUUGUUAUUGUACAUGGGAAACAGAAUCAUGUGUUACAUUCAGUAAUUUUUUAAGACAUUUUAAUUGUGCACGUAGUUGUAAUUUUUUUUCUACAGCGUGCACAUUAACACCUUUGGCUCGGCCUGCACAAAAGCUGCCUGUGU
Molecule: messenger RNA, 2801 nt
Organism: Haplochromis burtoni (Burton's mouthbrooder)
Lineage: Eukaryota; Metazoa; Chordata; Actinopteri; Cichliformes; Cichlidae
Gene: cln8
Product: CLN8 transmembrane ER and ERGIC protein
Exons: 3
Coding region: 221-1087 (288 amino acids)
Biological process (GO): lipid homeostasis
Cellular component (GO): membrane; endoplasmic reticulum
Source: RefSeq, a predicted model, not a curated record